Messenger RNA from Mercenaria mercenaria, 1659 nucleotides. RefSeq lists its product as uncharacterized. NCBI's taxonomy places the organism in Eukaryota, Metazoa, Mollusca, Bivalvia, Venerida, Veneridae. The record is from RefSeq and is a predicted model, not a curated record. The transcript has a single exon. Bases 1 to 1659 code for a protein of 552 amino acids.
AUGAUUAAGAAUAAAAGGUGUAUACUGUAUGGACUAAACGUUCACCAUCGUAGUUUGUGUCCAAACAAAUUCAAAUCGACAGACGUUUGUGCGGUUAGUUCAGAGACUACAGGCUCUUCUAAGAAUAGUGAAAUACGUGAGGAAAACGUGCUAAUUUCAUCUGGUGAAAUGGUUUUAAUGCAAACAGCAAGAGCGGAAGUGCAAAACCCCAAAGGAACAGCCAGAGAACACGCACGAAUAUUACUUGAUUCUGGAUCCCAGAGAACUUACAUUACACAGUCAUUAGCCAAGAAGCUCGGUGUAGAGAAAGGCAAGGAAGAAGAAAUAAAGCUAGUCACAUUUGGUUGUGAUAAACCGAAGAUUUUUAAAACAUAUGCCACACAAUUGUGCUUAAAGUUAAAAAAUGGAGAGUAUAUUGAAAUCAGUGCAAAUAUUGUUCCAGUCAUAAGUGAGAACAUACAGCAAAGACAAAUAAACAUGUCUACAGAUGAAAACUUAAAGCACCUAUUGAAAAGUUUAGAUAUGGCUGAUACACUUGAACCAGCAGAAACAUCAGCAAAUGUAGACUUGCUAUUAGGAAACGAUUAUUACCUGGAUAUUGUUAUGUUACAAAAGAUUCAGGUUACAUCAGGACUUUACCUACUAGCAUCAAAGUUAGGCUGGAUACUUACAGGCAGAACAAAGGAAACACGCGAAAAUGAAAAUGAAACAAACAUGCUAAUUCUUACACACGGAACAAAUAUCAGUGCAACAAAGGUGUUUUCAAGUGUCGACUCGAUUGUUCCAACAAAGCCAGAUUUGGAUGACUUUUGGAAGAUCGAAUCCUUGGGAAUUACUAAAUGUGAAAAUCAAAGUCAAAUAAGUGAUAAGGUUGCUCUGGCGACAUUCAAAGAGACGUUGAGAUAUAAAAAUGGAAUGUACUUUGUGACCUGGCCAUGGAAAGAAGAAAAUCCAGAACUACCGGAAAAUAGACAUCUUGCAUUCUCAAGGUUGAAAUCAAAUAUAGCAAGAAUGAAAAACAAGCCUGAGAUUCUUGAGAAAUACAACACCGUGAUACAGGAACAACUUAGCAAAGGUGUAAUUGAAAAGGUAGAUAACAACACGAAAAAUGGAGCGAUACAUUAUAUUCCACACCAUGCUGUGAUUACUCCACAAAAAACUACAACGAAAUUACGUGUAGUGUAUGAUGCAUCUGCGAAAGUUAGAAAAGAGAACAAAAGUUUGAACGAAUGCUUGUAUCGAGGCCCAGUAAUACUAAGUGAUCUUUGUGGAUUAUUAAUGCGCUUCAGGUUACAUAAAAUGGCAGUGGUUUCAGAUAUAGAGAAGGCCUUUUUACAAAUCGGGCUACAAGAAAACCAGCGGGACGUGACAAGAUUUCUCUGGAUAAGAGACAUAAAACGGCCUUUUGUAAAUAAAGAAAAUGUACAGGAGUACAGAUUUUGUCGUGUUCCAUUUGGUGUUAUUUCCAGUCCUUUUUUGUUGGGAGCAACUAUUGAAAGUCACUUGGAAUCUUAUAACAACAGUAUUGCCAACAAAAUCAAAGAUGACAUCUACGUGGAUAAUGUGAUUACGGGCACUGACACAUGGCAAGAAGCACUUGACUUGUAUAGUGUAAGUAAAAGGAUAUUUAGUGAAGCCUCCAUGAAUUUAAGAGAAUGA